AUGUCUGAAGAGCAAGCGAAGCUUAGAAUGUUUCCUUUAACAUUGGAAGCAGAAGCAAAUGCCUGGUUCAUAAGUCUACCACCAAGAUCCAUAACUUCUUGGAAAGGAUUGGAGACAGUAUUUUUGAACAAGUAUUUUCCAGAAGCAAAACGUGCAGAUAAUUUCUAUGAUGGACUCCUCUAUGAAGAUCAGACAUAUAUUGAUUCUGCAAGUGGAGGCAGUUUUACAUCUAAAACACCGGAAGAAGCAAGGAAGCUGCUCAACACUAUGACAGAAAACAUCCAUCAAUUCAGUACAACAAGGAUAAGUUCAUCAACAAAUGAGCCUGAACCAAAAUUUCUUCAAGGGAUUAAUGAUCGUUUUUACAAGGUCAACUCGGCCAUUACCUAUUUGACCAAUUUAGUUCAACAACUAGUUUUGAAUCAAAUGGUGAAUCAAACUCAAAUCCAACAAUCACACUUGUAUUCAAACCUAGGUUGUACUAACACACAAGGAUGUAGAGUCAAUGCAAUUGAAGAAGCUCAACAUUGGUAUGUACAAAAGAUGGAAUUGCCUGAUGUUCCAUCCCCACCUACGAUAUCAUCAGCAUCUGUUUUCCCUGUUACCCCACCACCAGUUGCUGUAUCCAAAGAACCAGUGCAAGGAGAUGAGGAGAUUUCAACCAAGAGCAAGGAAGAUCUACCUUAUGCAUCACCAAAAGCCGAUCAACUUCAAUUAGAAGCUGAAUGGAUGGAAGAGAUAACAAACAUUAAACCUGAAGGUUUAGUUGAGGAUGUUUUAGUGCAGAUUGGAGAUUUCGUUUUUCCUGCAGAUUUCUAUGUCUUGAAGAUGAGUGAAGAUGACCUUCAUCUAACUCAUAUGUCGUUGCUGCUAGGAAGACCUAUUUUGACAACAGCUAUGAUGAAAUUUGAAGCACAAGAUGGAAUACUCAGUAUGGAAUUUGACGGGAAACCCAUUAAAUUCAAUAUUUAUGAAGCCAUGAAAGCUCCUGCUGAGAUCCAUUCCAUCUAUGCUAUCGAUGCAAUUGAUGCCUGCUCUAAGCAAGUACAAUCACUUCACCAAGUGGAUGAACUUGAAGUGGUACUCACUAAGGGUUUGUUCAAAGAAGACAUCGAAGAAGAAAAAAUCCCAAUGCCAAAAGAUGUAGCAGAAACUGUCAAGGAAUUGGCGUCAGAUGAAGAAAAAGAAUCAGUCUCUUAUAUCAGCCUAGAGCCAACUCCUAAAGCUUUACCACCCAUUAUUCAGCCACCUGAAGUUAAGCUGAAACCAAAGAGACACUGCCUGUUGAUUCGACUAGAAGACGAUGCAGUAGCAGUUCGACAGCCACAAAGAAGACUAAAUCUAAAUCUUGCUGAAGUUGUCAAAGAAGAAGUUCUCAAAUUACUUGGAGCUUGUCUCAUUUAUGCUAUAUCAGAUAGUAAAUGGGUCAGUCAUGUUCAAGUAGUUCCAAAGAAGUCUGGAUUCACUGUCGUAGAAAACAAGGAAGGAGAGCUAGUUCCUCAAAGACUACAGAAUGGAUGGAGAAUUCCAAUUGCACCUGAAGAUCAAAAAAAGACCACCUUUACAUGCCCUUUUGGUACGUAUGCUUACACAAGAAAACAUUUUGGUUUGUACAAUGAACCUGCAAGUUUUCAAAGGUGUAUGAUGAGCAUCUUUCAAGAUUAUGUGGGAGACAAGAUGAAAGUCUUCAUGGACGAUUUCACAGUCUAUGGAGAUAGCUUCAAUCAAUGCCUUCAUAAUCUAGAACUCAUCUUAAAAAGGUGUGUUGAAACCAAAUUGGUGUUAAAUGCCGAGAAGUGCCACUUCAUGGUAGAACAAGGCAUUGUUCUAGGCCAUGUGGUAUCCAAAGAAGGGAUGCAAGUCGACAAAGCUAAAGUUGAUGUUGUUCAGAAUCUGCCUUAUCCCACGUAUGUCAAAGAUAUCCAUUCAUUCUUAGGCUAUGCUGGAUUUUACAGAAGAUUUAUCAAGGAUAUUUCAAAGAUCUCAGCACCCAUGUGUAGAUUACUUCAGAAAGAUGUAGAGUUUGAGUUAGGAGAUGAUUGCAAAGAAGCAUUUGACAAAUUGAAGACUACCCUCACCACCACUCAAAUUGUGAAGCCACCGGAUUGGAGACUACCGUUCGAAAUCAUGAGUGAUGCAAGUGACAUUGCUAUUGGAGCUGUUCUAGGACAAAGAGUAGGUAAGGUACCCCAUGUUAUCUAUUAUGCUUUAAGAACUCUAGAUGCUGCUCAAAAGAACUACACCACCACAGAGAAAGAGAUGCUUGCAGUUGUCUUUGCCUUGGAGAAGUUUCGAUCGAGGUUUUCGGUGGUGGAGAAGCGGUGGCGAGCUGCUUGCCAAACUAAAAGUGAGAGCACCGUCAACAAUCCUGUCAAGUACGGUGUAUACUCAUCGCUUCCUUCUGAUUCAGAGUUAGCUGCCGCGUUCUUUAUGAGAAAGAGAAGUUACUUUGAUUUUCAGGCAUAUUCUACUGUUGGCACUCCUGACUAUAUUGCUCCAGAAGUUCUCUUGAAGAGAGGUUAUGGAAUGGAAUGUGAUUGGUGGUCACUUGGUGCAAUUAUGUAUGAAAUGCUUGUGGGAUAUCCACCAUUUUAUUCAGAUGAUCCAAUGUCAACUUGUCGAAAGGUAAGUUUAGAAAUAUAG
This is a messenger RNA of Corchorus capsularis, 2643 nucleotides long. The record is from the annotation of a GenBank genome assembly. Lineage: Eukaryota; Viridiplantae; Streptophyta; Magnoliopsida; Malvales; Malvaceae.